Didymodactylos carnosus is the source of this 483-nucleotide messenger RNA. Lineage: Eukaryota; Metazoa; Rotifera; Eurotatoria; Philodinida; Philodinidae. The record is from the annotation of a GenBank genome assembly.
AUGGCUAAAACAUGUGCCGAUGUCGACUGGCCAACAACGAAAGAUGGUUCCAAAAACGAUGAUCGUUUCACAAUACCGCAAGUAACAAAUGAAGAUGGAACUAGAGAUAUGCGAUAUAAUUUAUUUGAAAAACCCAAUUUCUGCAAAUCCGAACAAUUAACUACCAGCGGUUCAAAUGAAUAUGAAGCAACAAGCGCUCCUCAUGCACCAGGUGUUUAUCAAAUUUCAACAACUGAUGGUCCUGGAAGACCAACUACCAAAUAUACAGGAAUGUCAGGUGAUUUGAGCACAAGGAUAGAUCAACAUGGUCGUGGUGAAAGUAACAUUAGCGAACAAAUGAAUGAAGCAUCUGGUCAAGGAAUGAACACUCGUGUACAGUAUUCCGAAACUGAUAGUCGUGCUGAAGCGAGAGGACAAGAAAUGUUUUUGCUUGAUCAGCACAAUUUUGACUGGAACGAUCGAAAUAACGGCGGACGUGAUUAG